Paramuricea clavata is the source of this 3872-nucleotide messenger RNA. Lineage: Eukaryota; Metazoa; Cnidaria; Anthozoa; Malacalcyonacea; Plexauridae. The record is from the annotation of a GenBank genome assembly.
AUGGUUGUGAACAUACUGCUCUGGGCAUAUGUUAAAGGACAGAAUGACCCGAAUCACCCAAUACACAAAGAGAAAUCAAAGUUGGAAAUACCAACUAAUGUGCUUCAAAAGUUUGGAGAGGUAACAAAUUAAUGAAACCUUUUAACAUUUGACAUAUAUACAUACAUCAUUGGCAAAAAGACAAAAAGGGUGAAGAAAUUAUACCAUUAUUAUUAAUUGAUAUGUCUAUUAAAGGGAAUCUACAGUCAUUUUUGUUUGGCUAUGCCACUUUAACUUUUGUUUACAAUUUUUGUUCCAUUUCAUUGUUAUUACAUGACAUUCACAAUUAUUUUCCAUGGUACUACAUGUAAGAUACUGUCAAAAGAACUUCUGGUGGAGUCCCCUAACUCAAGGUGGAAUAGAUAAACACAAACGACUGUACAUUUCGUUUAAUUGAUAUGGUUUUUUUCUUGUUUCUUGACUUUCUUAUGUUUUUUUAUGCUAGUUACCAAAAUUCCUAACCAGAGCAAUGAGUUUAAAUGACUUUGCAAAGUCAAAAGGAUUUGGUUCAUAUGAGUUGUCACUUGCUGUAAUGGAUAAACGUAAACGUAACCAAAAAGCAGAAGUAUUUACUGUACGUACACAGGAUCAAUGGAGUAUUUGGGAAAAAGAAAUUGAUGGCAAACCAAAUAUAUGGCUUCAAGGUAAUUAUUAAGAUGAAGUGUGAAGUAUCUGUAGUGUUUUGUGCACUAUUAAAUUACUAUUUUGCAAGCAAGUUUUAUGUGUCUGUUAUAAGGGGCCACCAACUUUAACUGACUAUAAGGAUGGUAUAAAAAUCUAUAAUGGUUAUUUGUUACAGUAUCAGUGUCUUUGUUUUCUAUAUAGUGACACUAAUACACAAAGACAUCUUGUGGGGCAGAGGAAAUAACGUGUUUGUCAGCAAAGCAGAUUCCUCAACUAUGAAAUCUCCAUCCACGACUGAUCCAAAAAACAAAAAUGGGAGACAACUAAUUGGUAGACCAAAAAAAACAACCACAACAGAAGACCAGGACCUAAUUAAAGCAUUGCAAAGUGGAGAGGUUAUUGGUAGGAAUGAGCGUCAGUUAAAUGAACUAGAAAGCUUGAGAAGAGGUGUGUAUAAUUAAUUAAAUAUUUAGUUAUAUUCAUAUAUUUAUACUGUGCAUGCUAAUAGACCAUUGUUUUUUAUUGCUUAUUUUAUAGAAUUGAAAGAAUGUGCCAAUGAAGUAAAUGAAAUAAGUGCACAAUGUGUUAAUUGUGGAAGUCCGAUCUCUUUGCCCACUGAUCGCAAGGUUAAAGGAAAAGUCCGUUAUUUCAAGACCAGUAAGUUAAAUACUCACAUUAGUGAUUUUCCUAAUUUUUGGAAGUUCCAGAAUGUGUACUGUAGAACCAAUACAGAGUAUUUAAAUAAUAAAUUUAAUUACUAAUUAGUAGUCUUGACUACUAUAAGUCUACUAAUACUUCAAGAAACAAUUAUUAUAUGCAAAGCAUUCGGUGAAAUAUUGUAGACCAUUGUAUGGUCAUUAUGGUGUUUAGUGACAAAAAUCGUGAUGGAAUUUCUGACAUUUCUAGCAGUUUAAAUUAAUCACAACUUGUAGACAGGACCUUAAAUUUUGGUCUAUUUUCCCACAAUUCUAGGCUAUAAAUGCAUUGUAAAGUCUGUAAAGGAAUUCAAACACUCUGUUGGGAGAUCAACAGUCAAUUUAUAUAUUUUAGAACAUUUUGACAUGUGCCAAAAAAGGAAGGGGAGAGAUAGAAAGCGCAAGUCACAAAGUAUCGAAAAGUUUGUAACGAAAAAACCACGAAAUGAACCUGCAAUGGUUGGAACUGAAGAAGUAGAUUCAGAUGUGGACAAUGAGUUGGUUAUCACAGACGGUCAUGGCAGUCAUGGCAGCGAGACACAAAACGUGUAGGGGACAAUUUAUUGACGCUACUUUUUAUGCGUAUGCAGUAUGUUACUUAAUUGCUUUUGUUACAGCUCAAGUUCCAAAAUUGAAGUAGCUAAGACGUUUGGUCUUUGCUUGAUGUUGAAAACAUACAAGAGAGGGUUUUCGUGCUUACAUUAGCAAAUAAAUGACACUUUAUAGGCUUUAUAUUUUAGAGAGACUAUUAGAAAAAAACUAUGAUGUCUAUGAUGUAAAUACAGUUUUACCUCAAAAACAGUUAAUGCUUAUUGAAUAUAAUCACCUGGAUCUUUAGAUAGUUUCACUGUUUCAGCAACAAGUAAGAGACGUACAUAACGCACAUAUAUGUAAUCCAUACAACUUUUGAUUUGUAGACUUCUCAAGGAUUCGGAUUGCGAAAUAAGCAGUGAUGAGCAAGAUUACACAGAUAUCAGUAGAAUCAGUAGUCUUAGCAGUGCAACUUCAAUCAGUUCAGACAGUUCAGUAGAUUCGGAUGGCUCGGAUGUGGAUAGCGACAGCCUAGUUUUUUCUGUAGGGGUGGAGGAAGCAGAUGACGUGUGCGUGAAGCUUGAUUGUUUAAUACGAAGUGGAAUUAUAUCCAAGGAUGACAUAUUUUAUAAACACAUCAAAGAUGUGGUUUUUAAUUUUGUUUACCCACGCUCCCAUCGAUACGAUAACGAGGUGAUUGAAUUUUUCAAUACAAUUCGAUAUCUUGGCGGGGAAAGCACUGAAAAUUUCUUAAGGGGGCCGGGUUGGCAUGGGCAAGGAAGAAAGGGCAAAGGCCAUUUUGUUAGUGAAGCUAAAAGAGGAAACUUUCACGGUCCAUCUUCAGCUACAUGUGCAAAGCGCCAGGCAGGUUACACUGUCAAAAGUGGUGUUCUCCAAGAUCUUAUCACGACGGCGAUUACGCUUGCAGACAAAUCUUCCAAAGUGAACUCCCUCGUGGACACAGCCCUAGUAAAAGUGUUUCCAAUUGCAAUAGCUAACGAUGGCACUGCUUUAAAGCCGGGUCUUCGAUUCGAUGAGCGGAUGAAAAGAGUUGUUGGACUCAAUGUUGAUGUUGAUCUUGCCUUCGUUCUAGAGAAUCCGCAACCAUCAUCUGAGUUCCUAAAAGAAGCGGUGGUGACUGAAGCAAGCGUUUCUUUUUUGACAACAUUGGACAAUGAAAUUUCAAUGCCUUGCUCAGUGGAGUACAUGCCAAAAACUGGUAAGACUGCGGUAUACAUGAGAGAAAAAUUUACAUCCGAAGCUAAAACAGUGCAGAUUUGCCAAGGAUGCCUAUCUCAAGCAAAAACCGUAGAACAUGUCAUCGAUGUAGAGCCAAAAGAAUGCGAUUGUUUUUGCAACGAUUGCUGGGUCAAACAAAGAGUAUGUGAUGACUGUGUAGCAAAAGGUCACGUUUCCUAUUUUCCAGCAUGUAGAGCGUGCAAAAAGUGUUUGGAAAAAGGGCAAAAAUGUGUGAAAUUGGCAGCAUGCGUGUAUACUACUGAUUGCGAAGAAGGCAAUAAGAAAGCAUUGGAAAAGAUCAACAGUCAAGUACUGGAUGGAACUAUCGAACCAGAGCUUGCUUUCAUGAUCGGAUUACCUGAUGCUAUACAUGUUGGAAAGAGUUUGAAGUGUUCAUUUUGCAACUGGUACAUUCUUCUUAACGGUCAGCGUUCAAAUUUAGCCAUUCUGAGAACAUUGCGAGAUGAUAGUGAUCCCGAAACUAGGAAGUUGUUUAGAAAACUUCUUAAAGACGGUGAUGCAGUACGAAACAAGGAUCGCAUGGCAGUUGACCCCAUUCUUGACCUUACGGCUGAAAAUUUUAUUCGUGCUGUUGAAAAUGUUGAGUUUGCCGUUCAUGCUCUUGUGCCUGAGCGAUUCAAGUUUACAGAAGAUAAUAAAGUUGGUGCUUUUCCUCACCCGGUGGAUAUUACAAACGCAGGCAGUGGAAUUUUGUUUAUGUUAGAUUUUUCUCCUUUGAAUUGA